UCAGACAAAACUUGUGUUUUUUAAAGGCUAACUUCGUUUUCGAUUAAGGUAAUUUCCACGGCAAUUCCUACUUAGAGUGGGAGCACUUAAAGGCAACAUCAGUACUGCAGCCGCCAACGGUGCUGCUGUCUGACUGGAAAGACGGAUGGUCAGGGCCGUCACCGUCUAACCUGAACAUGCAAGUGUAACUUGAUUCAUGCCCGUUUAUAGUGCUAAACCAGGUUACUCGUUUAUUUAGCCUUAGCUAGUCAAGUAACGUUUCCUUUAAUCAUGGAGGACGACUGUGUUUGUGAGUACGACUCGACCUGGGACACAGAGAGUGAUGGAGACGACCCGGCCGGAGAGAGCCAAACCCGUCGGUCAUGUCAAGACAAAAACAAAUCUGGAUGGACUCUAACUUGGCAUCAUACGCCCAGAAACAUGAGGGCAGCAAAGGACAUGCAGAACUACAGAAGAGGAUAUCCAAAUCUUACAGAUGACGAAUGCUCAGAAGACAAAAUGAACAAUUUGCAGUUUUAUCUCAAUAAAUUUCCCUCUGCUCCUGAUGAUGUUUACAUUGAAUCAUUUCUUAAGGAAUGGAAAAAUGACUACAAAAGACUGGAGAGAGUUCACUCAUACAUUCAGUGGCUGUUUCCUCUGCGAGAGCCGGGAGUUAAUUACAUGGCUUCAGAACUUACCAAGAAGGAAAUUGAGGCCUUCAAGAAGAAUGAGGAUGCCAAAAAGAGACUAGUCGAGUCCUAUGAACUCAUGUUGGGCUUCUAUGGAAUGCGUUUGGUCAGCAAAGAGACAGGAGAAGUGAAACGAGCAGAUAAUUGGAAGGAGCGAUUUGGAAACCUGGAGCGGAAUAUGCACAACAACUUGCGCAUCACUCGCAUCCUAAAGAGCCUCGGAGAGCUGGGCUUUGAGCACUACCAGGCCCCACUUGUGCGCUUCUUUCUGGAAGAGACUCUAGUCAAGAAGACCCUUAGCAGUGUUAAACGCAGCGUUCUUGACUACUUCCUGUUUGCUGUCCUGGACAAGCAGAAACGUCAGGAGCUUGUGCGCUUUGCCUACCUUCACUUUGAGCCAAAGGAUAAGUUUGUGUGGUGUCCCAGAAAGAUUCAGAAACAACUCAGGAAGGCAGAGAAAAGAUCAGAUUCUGUUGGGAAUGGAGAUGGAAAAGAUGAAUCGUAUUCACGGAGUAAAAGCAAAGAUGGAGAAGCAGUUGUGCCACAGAGAGAUGAUGGACUGGAUAAUGUUGCAAAGGCUCAGAAAGGAACUGAUAAAAUGGCAAGUAAAGACAAAAACAAACUCUCUGAGCCAUCGCCAGGGACAAAACCAGAAGCAGAGACUGUAGGAAAUGGAAACGCAGAGGCUGAGUUUAAUAAUACAAUUUUGGGGAAUAGAAAGGACUCUACAGAUGGUGUUGAUGAAAUGGAUCAGUCGCCCAGUCCUGACUCUGUGAUGGCAAAAGCCGCGUCCUGUGCUGACAGCGAGGGUACGUGUACCAACGACUCAAAGGAGACCACCCAGGAACCAGACAACCGUAUGCAAACAGAGGAGGCCAUAGACACUGAAAAACCACCGAAGAAGAAAAGAGAAGAUGACAAGGUGCUGCCAAGCAACGGCUCUGCUGGGGACUUCGCCAGUGGGCAGAUGGAGGAGAGAGCUGGUGCUAAUAAAGCCACUGGUCAAACAAGCCCAUCAGCGCAAACCCCCGCUAAGACUUCAAAACAUUCACCCUCUCUUUCUUCUGGAAGAGGGGAAAAAAUCCCAAGGACUGAUUUCAAUCAAGUGCCAGAUAAAAAGAAAGAGGAAGAAACAUUGCAUGCAAAUGGGUCGGCAACAAAUGGGUCAGCGACGAGCACCGACAAAGUUGUGGACGAACAGACAAAUGGGAAGGAGCCGCAGGAUAUUGACAUGGAAUCAAACCCCGCAAGCUCAGACCAAAAUGUGGGGGGUUCAUGAAUAAACUGGAUGAUGGGAGAAAAUACAUUAAUUUGAGCUUAAAUGAAAUGUAAUAUAGGGACAGAGUAUGACCUAACACUACUUCCUGGGCCUUAUUUCUACCUUCUUUGAUGUUUAGAUAUUGUUUCUUUUUCCCCUUGAAAGGAGUAUAUGAUUUCAUUAACUUGCUAAAUGUGGGACUGGAUGUGACUCAGUUGCCACAUGGCCAUAGGAAAAUAUUAAAGGAAAAGGCUGGUGAUAUUCUAUAUUUUUGUUAUUGUCAACAAGUCCCAAGGAAACGUCAAAACCAACAACACACCACAGACAGUAAACAUGCUAGCAUUAUUAGCUUGCUAGUGGUAGCGCCAGCCCGGCUUCGCCCUUGGCAUGCUAGACGUAACCGUCCAUCGAGAGUCUCCCCAAAACCAACACUGUUAGUUCAAUACUUUCUGACUUCCUUUCCCUGUCUGUGACUCUUACCUCCAAGCACAUUGGUUCUUAUUGAAGUCAUGAAUCCUUAAAAAUCGAUUUUUUGUAAUUUAUUAUUUUUUAUUUAAAGGCUAAAUAAUUUCACGGCAGGUGACUAGUUUUUAUUAAAUGUUACUCAAACGGGAGUAAAUAGCUUUUUUGUUGGACUAUUUUCAGCUGGGGUUUUGGGAGUAUUUACGGCAGCUGGACGGUGUAUGUGAGAUUGACUGAAAAAUGAACUACAGUGUCGGUGAUUAUUCUAAUGAAGGAAUAUGCCAUCCAGUGCAUCACUGUGGCUCAUUAAUGUGUUUUAAUAGUUUUUGGACAAUAGGACAAUGUGGUACGGAGGAAUACGCUACUGUAUAUGAGGCUUUGAAUAUACGUUAUAUACAAUAUACAAUUAUUGUGAGUGGGAUAGAUUCAUGGUUUGUUUUGGUCUUCUUUGUCGGAUUUGUCAAUAAGAAAAAUAUAGAAUAUUACCAGACUUAUCCUUUUUAAGUAGUAAUGACUUAGGCUGAUAUUUAAUAUCUCUACAGAAUACAUAAAGCACUAUUAUUAAAGUAUAUAAAUGAAAUGGUUUCAGCAUUUGUAACACCUUAAUACUUUCACAAUUGAAAAGUUGUUUUGCACUGAAUAAUUAUUGAUUGGAAGAGCUUUUUUUUCCUCUUUGGGCUGUUUUUGUGUGAGUAAAAAUAAUCUGUACUGGUUAAUGUUUCUGCUGGACCCCGCUGUUCGAAUAGAUUUAAGACUGAAUGUCACUUAAGUUAUAUUUCUGUUGCACAAUCUGUAUGUUUUCAUGCAUAUUUGGGAAACAGACCUUUUGAACAACUGAAAGCCUUGCCAAAAAUGUGAUAAGACUGGUUGAUUGUACAAUAUGUAUGUCUUCUCUGCAGAACUGAUAAAGCUUUGGCUAUAAUUUAAAAAGACCACUGUAUGUUAAUUUGACAUGAUUGAAGUCCAUGAAAAUUUACAAACCAGGGUUAGUAUAUUGAUGCAUAUUUUCUAUAUUGCACUUCAUUUUCACUUUUCAUUAUUGAAGUUUUGAUAUUAGUUACAUAAUGAAAGGUAAUAACUUUACAAAAGUGCUGAAUUGUUUAUAUAUGA
Messenger RNA from Perca flavescens (yellow perch), 3498 nucleotides. It is a transcript of the gene ogfr, whose product is annotated as opioid growth factor receptor. Bases 271 to 1947 code for a protein of 558 amino acids. NCBI's taxonomy places the organism in Eukaryota, Metazoa, Chordata, Actinopteri, Perciformes, Percidae. The transcript is spliced from 7 exons. The record is from RefSeq and is a predicted model, not a curated record. Gene Ontology annotation, molecular function: opioid growth factor receptor activity. Gene Ontology annotation, cellular component: membrane.